AUGGAAAGUGUUAAGAAGGAGAAGGGCUCAUCAUCUUAUCUUCCUCAAGAUCUGAUCGAAAAGAUUCUUUUGAACUUGCCGGCUAAAUCCAUACCAAAGCUCGUCGUCGUCUCGAAGCUCUGGUCUUCUAUCAUCCGAGGCAAAAAUUUCAUCGAUCUGUACCAGAAACAAUCUCUAUCUCGUCCGCGUUUUCUCUUCUCAUUCGAUCGUGAAAGCACCCGUUUCUUCCAGAUCAAGCCGUCUCAGUCUCUGAAGGCAGCACCGUCUUCUUACACUUCUACAGUGUCAAGCUUUUCUCUGAAUCUUGAUACGCCGCUCUAUCCACUAAGUUACAACGUUUAUCCACCUGUAUGCGGCUUGAUCUGCUUUCAAGAUUGGGAUAGGUUGGUGGUUUCGAAUCCUAGCACGGGCCAGUUCUUGGUUUUACCUAAAGUCAGAACUAAGAGAAAAGGGAUUUCAAUAUUUUUGGGAUACGAUCCGGUUAACGAUGAAUACAAAGUCUUGUGGAUGACGGUAUUGCAAACUUCUCGAAAGGUUGUGAGCGAAGAGCAUCAAGUUUUCACUAUAGGUGGAGGAGGAGCUGCAUGGAGGAUGAUCAAGUGUAAGGUUCGGCAUUGUCCUGCAACCAAAGGGAUAUGCAGCAACGGUCUUGUUUAUUACGGAGCUUGGUCCAACAGUAAGAGACAAAGGUCUCUACUUGUGUGCUUUGAUGUGAGAUUGGAAGAGUUUACUCUUGUUAAAUUACCCGAUGUUGCUGAAAAUUUUCGUCGUGGUUCUGUUUUGCUGAACUACCAUAGCAAGGUGGCUUAG
Messenger RNA from Camelina sativa (false flax), 810 nucleotides. The record is from RefSeq and is a predicted model, not a curated record. NCBI's taxonomy places the organism in Eukaryota, Viridiplantae, Streptophyta, Magnoliopsida, Brassicales, Brassicaceae.